AGACGACUCGCUUAACUUUGUCCCUCCGUGGCUCCAGUAGCAGCUCUUCCGGUAGAGAUACUGUACGCUAGCGGUUUGAGUGAAGGUCGUGAGUCCAACCUGUGAUCCACCAUGUCUCUGCCAAAGCCUGUGAUGAGGGGGAUGCUGGCAAAGCGUCUGAGGUUUCACCUGCCCAUUGCUUUUGCUUUGUCCAUUGGGGCUGCCAUAGCAUUCAAGUUCACAGUGACAGAGCCCAGGAAACAGGCCUACGCUGAGUUCUACAAGCAGUAUGACUCCGUCAAAGAGUUCAACGCCAUGAGGGAAGCCGGCAUCUUCGAGAGUGUGCGGCCCUCUGGGGAGUAAACCCACUGUGAGUCUUAUCAAGGCUCUUCUCCUCCGUCAUUCGUUCCUGGUCUGAAGAUGAAGUUCAGUCUCGCCCUCUUGGAUGUUAUUUACUGAUUAGAUGUGAACUUCGCUAUGCUGAUUUGUUCCUCUAAAUAAAAUAUUCUGUUAAUGUA
Toxotes jaculatrix (banded archerfish) is the source of this 497-nucleotide messenger RNA. Its product is annotated as cytochrome c oxidase subunit 6C-1. NCBI's taxonomy places the organism in Eukaryota, Metazoa, Chordata, Actinopteri, Toxotidae. The record is from RefSeq and is a predicted model, not a curated record. The transcript has 4 exons. Gene Ontology annotation, biological process: mitochondrial electron transport, cytochrome c to oxygen. The coding region runs from base 112 to 342 and encodes 76 amino acids.